AUGUCGGUACCACCGGGCUUUGAUCGAAAAAGCUACAGCGAUGAAAACCCCGACAAAGGGAAAGAAAACCUGCUGGUGUGGAGCAACGGCCACAAUCGACGUUAUUUAAGAAUAAUAAGCAGGUAUCGCGACGUUGUUGCUGCACAAUUUGCCGGACACAGACACGAGGACACAUUUCGUUUGGUGUACAACAGAAAAGGAAAAGCCGUUUCCGCAGUGCUUCUUGCUCCGGCGAUGAGCCCGCGCUUCGGCAACUAUCCAGCGAUUAGAAUCUAUAUGUACGACAAGCACAGCGGCAAACUGAUCGACUACGUGCAGUACUACUUCAACUUGACGAAGGCAAACCUGGACGCGGACAUGACGAGACCUGAAAAAUACUGGGAAGUGAGCUACUCGUUUCGUGACUUUUACCGACUUCCAGACGCGACUCCGUCCAGCUUUGAAAAGCUCGUUAAAAAUUUGCAAACCAGCAACGUCGUUUUUGACCGGUAUCACAGCAACGCCGAAGGCCGUGUGAAUCACGAACCAGCCUGUGAUUAUCGCUGCAAAUUGAUUUCGUUGUGCGUCAUAACGAGCCUCGACUUCGGGAGUUUCUCCGAGUGUGUUUCCGGAAAAUUUGCGGCCGACCAAAUUCGCACUCGACAUUCGGUCCGACCCCUUCCGAAACCUCUGCGAGAUCGCCUCUUCGGUCGUUUCAACCCCGUCUCCUCAUCCCCAACCCCGCCAUCUGUUAAUUUUAUGGUAAUAAUAAUCACAGUUUUCGUCGCGGUGUCUCUGCGGUGCUAA
Neodiprion fabricii is the source of this 786-nucleotide messenger RNA. Its product is annotated as acid sphingomyelinase-like phosphodiesterase 3a. The transcript has 4 exons. NCBI's taxonomy places the organism in Eukaryota, Metazoa, Arthropoda, Insecta, Hymenoptera, Diprionidae. The record is from RefSeq and is a predicted model, not a curated record. Bases 1 to 786 code for a protein of 261 amino acids.